UAUUUGCUUAGCUCAACCUUCAUCUAAAUUGCACAAGUCAACAACGCGUUUGUUUCAUUUUAAGCAAUAAAAGUCUGGGCCAACUGUAGGACAUAGGUACUUACUGGAACAAAUGGAUGUCUCAAUGAAAAAAAAGAAUCAAGUACAUGCUGUGAGGAGGGGACGAAGGGCCUAACUCCCCACAAAAAUUCUGGCUAGGACAGAAAAGGAACACGAGCAAAUCAAAUGACAUAACAUUUGCUUUUCCAGAAAACAAAAGGGGGAUAACGAAGCCUGCACCCAUGCAAAAAAAAUAAAAUUCUUUCGUUCUUCCUGUCAGCUUAGCCUCCACCAAACUUCUUCUUUAAGGAUUCAACUUCUUCAUCUUUCCAUUCCCUGAACAAUAGUUCCGGUUUGCCAAUCUUGUGACCAUCAGGUACAAGCUCCCAAGGCCGUUUCGCUCUACUGACAUCACAAAGUGAAGCAGGAUACAAUUUUAACUGCUCAAGUACUCUAGCAGAAAAUGAGGGCAUGUACGGUUCCAAUAAGCAAGCAAGAAGAUGCACUAGCCCUACUGAAGUUUUGGUGACAAUGGAGCACCAAGGUCGGUCCUUCGAUCCUUGUAAAGCUUCCAGAACUUGGUUUCUUGGAGAUAUGCAUUCCCCUCGGUAGAGAUGCUCAUUGCUAUUUUCAGCGCUAUCUUUAGUUUGAGCUUCUCCAUUGCUUCUAUGUACUGCUCGACGUACCUGCUGACCUUUUCUGCUAAUUGAAGUGUCAAAGCAUCAGAGUCUGCAUGAGGAGCAUCAGGGAUGGUGUCACCAUAUCCUCCUUUGCCUGAAGGUUUGGCAACAAAACUCAAAACUCGGUUGAUGAAGUUGCCCAAAUUGCCCACCAACUCACUUUUGAGUUUUGCUUGUAAAUCGGCCCAAGUAAACAAUGUGUCCGAUACCUCAGGCCUAUUAGUCAGCAGUUCCAAGAAGCGCGGAGGGAAACAUGACUGUGUAGAAUGGCACAUUGUCCUUGCCCAUAAACUGAUACAAUUCGACAUCCUCAGGAUUCUUCCACCACUUGUCCUAGUGAUCAGGAGCGUAACACUUGGUGAUGGAGAUGUAUCCAAUCGGCGCAUCGAACCACACGUAGAAUACCUUGUCCCUGAAGCCAUCAUGCGGAACCUGAACCCCCCACUUGAGAUCCCUCGUAAUGCAGCGUUGCCUAAGCCCCUCUCUGAGCCAGGCAUUUGUGACUUGAACCGCAUUCUGGCUCCAACACCCUUGCACAGAUGCCUUACUGAUAUACUGUUCUGGGAGCUUAAGGUUCUUAAUACAUCCAUUGCAUCUACAGCUACCAAGCGGCAAAGUAGUUGCCUUGAAGAAGCUUCACCAUUGGGAAGCGGAGGAGCCAGCUGCGUUCAAAUGAUUCAGCAAUCAAGCAAAAAUGUUAUCAGAGAUCAGACAUAGAAACAUUGUGAAGCUUCAUGGUUUUUGUUUGCACAAGCGUUGUAUGUUCUUGGUCUAUAAAUACAAGGAAGGAGGAAGCUUAUGUAGUGUUCUAAGCAACGAUAUUGAAGCUGCAGAAUUGGAUUGGAUCAAGAGAGUACAUAUCAUUGAAGGCCUAACACAUGCACUAAAACUGCACUGUACCGAUCAUUCACCGAUGUGACAAGCAGCAAUAUUCUUCUUAACUCCGAAAUGGUGGCGUCUUUAUCUGAGUUUGGCACAGCACGACUCCUAUAUCCUAAUUCCUUUAAUAGAACAAUGCUAGUUGGUACUCCUGGAUAUGUUGCUCCAGAACUUGCAUUCACCAUGGCCGUGACUGAGAAAUGCGAUGUUUAUGGUUUUGGAGUGGUGGCCCUAGAAAUAAUCAUUGGAAGACAUCCUGGAGAACUGAUUUCCUUUUCCUCUCUCAUUCAAAAAAAAAAAAUUUGAUUUCCUUGAUUGCAACAUCUUCCUUAAUGUCGACAAAGCCAUCCUUGGUUUUACAAAUUAUGCUGAAAGAUGUGUUGGAUUCACGGCUAUCUCCUCCCAGCCUUCAACCGGUAGCUUCUAGUGUGGUUAUGCUAGCCACAUUAGCCUUGGCGUGCCUAUGCUCCAAACCAAAAUGUAGGCCGAUGAUGGAACAUGUGUCGACGGAG
Molecule: messenger RNA, 2110 nt
Organism: Rosa chinensis
Lineage: Eukaryota; Viridiplantae; Streptophyta; Magnoliopsida; Rosales; Rosaceae
Exons: 3
Coding region: 789-1436 (215 amino acids)
Source: RefSeq, a predicted model, not a curated record